AUGCCAAAAAGGAUACCAUUCCACGUUGUUUAUGCGACAAGUGAAGACAGUUCCUACCCAGCAUGCGAGCUGAACGCCCAGGGUCCGGCGGCGCGCGGCUGGCGCAGCGAGGGUACCCCCCCUCACGAGCUGCUCCUCCGCCUCGCUCGCGUCACCUCGGUCCACAAACUGCAGCUGUUGGCACAUCAUCAGCUUAUACCGUCAAGCGUAGAAGUCCUGGUAUCUGGAGGACUGGUAUCGGAAGGAGCCGCUACACCAUGUGGAGCCACAUACACCAGCGUCGGGAAGGUCACACUCGCCAGACCUGCUCAGCAAGCCAGGACUCGGGAACUAAGAUCAGCCGCUCUUCCAGAACCAACAAUAGCUCGCUUCGUUAAACUCAAGCUGUCUGGACCACAUCCACCAGCAAAGGAAGACGAUCAGGUCGCCCUGAUGGCUGUAAAUGUGCUUGGUGAAGAAGUAGAGGACACGGAGGCUCCCCCAGCGCAGCCUGUCAGUAAGGAGCCAGCAUACUCGCCGUAUGAUGACCUGGCCUUCAUCAUGUAUGUAGACAACGACAUCGCUGACCUGGUGCGGAUGUUGGAUGAAAAGAAGAAGGUGGCUGUUAGUGAGGAGCGCUUCGAAUACGCUCGUCGUUUGAAAUCAGCGGGCGCUGCGCUUGCUUCAGCCGGCAUUCGUAUUGGUCGGUGGCGACUACGUAAGCGCACUGCAGCUGCACGGGAUGACUUCGAGCUGGCGAGGAGGAUGCGGGACAGGAUAGCUGAUGCUCUGUGUGGAGUGAAGGAGGAUCCACAACUUUGUAGACUGUUUGAGGAGGAUGGACCGGACCGUCGCAACGACUCCUCAAUGCCUCAAGAGUAUGACUUCUCCCACCAUCUCUCGCCGUCCGUAGCCGCAGGGUCUCUCAGCAUGGACAUACCCUCGCCAGUGCCUCCGAUAGAACAGGAACGGGAAGAGAACGAGAUCCAAGAGCCAGAGUAUGUGAAUGGAGAGGAAGAAGAAGAAGAUGUUCAGGAUAUGCAACCGUCGCCCGAACCAACAUUACAAGAAGAAGUUCCACCUUCAUACCCCGAGCCAGUGCAACAGCCCGUCCAGAUAAUGCCCGAAGAGAAUAAAGAAGUGCAGAAGAUAGAAGAAGAAGAGUUGAGGAAAGAGACUGACAGCCCGAGGAGGAGUAUCACGCCUAAUGCUGCUAAUGGUUCUGUAGUACGUCGCAGAAACAAAAGUGCUGGACCACGAUCAACGUUUGAAGCAUAUGAAGAACGAUUACUACCAGCAUUGAGGCACUCCCAUACAAACGAGUACCUCCGGGAGGCUCGUGAGGAGGAGUGCAGUGGAGGGAGCGCGGCCACCUCUCACUCCCGCACAGCGCCGCCUCACAAACUGAACGACCGGGAGAGGAAGCACGCUGCGUUACCUAUACUGAUAUUUGGUUAUCCACUGGUAGAAAAGUUUUUCUCCAAGAACUAUUUGGACAAAGAAGAAGGUUUGUCCCGUCUCCGUGCAGAACUGACGUCUCCAUCCAACGGGAGUACAAAGACCUCCCCAAAUAAAACAGCCAGGGCCGCAGCCAUCUUGCUGCAAAGGGCGCUGAGGGACAAGGUGUUUUCUGUGUACAGUCAAGCUAAUGAGGUUGUGAAGGUGCUGUUCAAGGAGUUUGUGCCUGAUAGGGUGUGUGCUGCAGAAGUGGGUCGUUGCCUGGAGAAGUUAUUGCCGGAGUUGCUCCGUGCGUGCGGAGACCCUGCGCCUCGCGUGCACUCCACCGCUCAGCACACCGUGCUCACUGUGGCUGACUGUCCUCAAGUCAGGAGUCUCCACUUAAUACCCCAGCAGCUGGUACGUCCAGUGGCGGCCUCCAUGCACCCUCGGUUGGCACUCUCUCGACUGCAGAUGUUGGAGCAACUCAUACUCAGCCAUGGGAUCUCCACCGACAAGAAUAGCGGCUUGACAGUCCGUCGUCUAGCAGAAUGUGGCGCUGCCGGAGCACAGCACGCAGCUGGUUCAGUGCGCGCGGCUGCUGAACGUAUAUUGCUGGCAGCGUAUGCGCGGUCACCUCGUGUGGUGAGAGCGCAGCUCCCGCCUGAUGAUGCGGUCACCAGGAGAAACCUGAUCUACAGGCAUCUGUUUCAGCAGUUCGAUAGGAUUGAUAUGCAGAAAAUGCUAAACCAAGCCCCAACAGAAGAACAGCUCCUCAACGGCAACGACCAAUCAAUGGCAGAUUCAACUCUGGAGACCGCUAGCGUCACCCAGUCCACCAGGAGCGGUACCACCGUCAGCGGCAUGACAGCAUCCUUAGGCAUGACGUCAUCAAUAGGAGCUACUUCAUCAUACAGCCUAAAAUCAAUGACGUCAAGUGCGAGCGGUGCCACCCUAGCUCCUUCCAGCAUUAGUGGAAGCUAUACCACUUCUAAAACAAAGAGCAGUUUAAAGAAGUCUCCUACAAAAAGGUAUACUCCUCGGUCUACUGCGAAGGACUUUUCCAACUACCCUGGGUAUAAUAAGCUGAGGUUGGAUAGCGCUGUCAGUCCGAAACAUUCGCCCAGGUCUGCUGCUACUGGUGGCGUUGAGAAGGUACACUUCCAAGAAUCGCACAGUCAGAGUCAAUCCCUGUCUGAACAAGUCGUCUACCGACGCACGAAUCGCAACUCCGAGAACAGGCACUCGAUGAUCCACUACGACCAUGAACCUUCGAAGCCACAACUCAAAGAAAGACCAGUCACAGUCUACGAGCCCUUACAUUUGGACUAUAGAGACUCCCCGACUUUAGGCUCUCCGAAAACCUCCAAAAAUGACCUUCGGAGUAUGGAUUCCUUGCCGAUGGACUCUCCACAAAUGUCCAGAAAUGAUCUAAGGUGUGAUUCGGACUGCCGAAGUUUGGACUCUCCGAAAGUGAAGGCUGAUUACUUUAGGGAUGGAGUGCUGGAGUCGCCUAAGCUGGUCGCUGGUCUGAGGAACUUGCAUCUUGAUGAGCAUAGCCAAAUGGAUGAGAGUGGUUAUUAUAGUCCAGGGAGAAGGCACCAGGCUGCAGGCAGUGAACAUCAGUAUGAGCCUUACGACGUUGGUAAUGCAGAUGUCUCUGAGAAUAUACCAGAAACCAUCAGCUUACACACUACGUGCUCAUGGUGCGGUCGUCGUGUGCGCGCGGAGGCGCUGGAGGCGCACUACUGGCGGCGCUGCGUGCUGCUGGCGCGCUGCCCGCACUGCCGGGUCGCGCUCGAAGCUAGGAUGUUGCACGCUCAUCUUCUAGAGGAGUGCACAAUGAGUGAGGGCAGUUGGAAGGCGUGUCACAAGUGUGGAGCGGCUCUCAGGACUGAUGACUCUGAUUACCAUGCCAACUGUAUUCCACUUGGCAUGGACGAGUGGAAAUGUCCGUACUGCUUCACGAAUGUGCUGGCCCGCGACCUUCCCUGGCAGAGGCACCUGAUGCAGUGUCCUCGGAACCCCAGGACUACGCAGUCUUCAUAG
Molecule: messenger RNA, 3465 nt
Organism: Spodoptera littoralis (African cotton leafworm)
Lineage: Eukaryota; Metazoa; Arthropoda; Insecta; Lepidoptera; Noctuidae
Source: the annotation of a GenBank genome assembly